AUGGCCGCCGUAUACACUGGACCGUCAGUUGCCGAUAUGCUUGCGAACCGCACACUCGCCAAAGAAAUUAUCGCACGCAAUAGUGACCCCGAGCCUAUCCUCGACGCAGACGAGCUGGCACUGUUGGAACAGUUUGUCAACGAUCCCAAUCGGGCCAACGCUAUCCUUGAGUCAAAGGGUCUUGCGGCCGAUCCAAAGAACUUAGGCAGCCUGGUAGCAUAUGUCAUCUCCCUCCACGCCACCGACAGCCCCGCCCUAAGCGCUGAAGACAUUAGCUCCUUGAAGGCUUGGUAUGCGAACAACGCCGGAGAGGAGGCCUGA
Colletotrichum graminicola M1.001 is the source of this 321-nucleotide messenger RNA. RefSeq lists its product as uncharacterized. The record is from RefSeq and is a predicted model, not a curated record. The transcript has a single exon. Bases 1 to 321 code for a protein of 106 amino acids. Lineage: Eukaryota; Fungi; Ascomycota; Sordariomycetes; Glomerellales; Glomerellaceae.